AUGGUGUUGGGCGUGCCACUGCUUGAUGACUUGAGCGACAGCAAAUUUCUUUGGGCCUGUCCGCAUGGAAAUUCAAAGACCUGCAAUUCCAAGCGCUGGAAACUGCCAUCGCAGCCUUGUGCAGAGAGCAUUUCCACCUUGAAUGAGUGGUGUCAGGCAAUGUCCACACAUCUGACUUUACACUGGGACUUUAAUUUUAUGGAUGGUUCUCAGCUUGGGCGAUUGGGUGCCGUUGGUCCCUCAGAGUUGGCACGAGCGAUGGACUCAAGCACGAACUAUAAAGGUCAGUUGAACAACCUGCUUCACAAGCUGCUUCGCCGACCUGUCGUGAAGGGUGACGUGAUCUAUGUGUUAGACUCCAAGAGGCCCUUCACCGCUAGCGUGUGGAUUUUGGCCGAGGCCCUUGGAGGUAGCGAGGCCGGCAAGUUUGCGGGCGCCGCGUGCAGCGGCAAGAAGGCCGCGGAGCAAUCUGCGGCCGCCAGGGCACUUGAAGGCUUGGAAGAGCUCUUGAACGUGCGGGUUGCACCUGUGAAGGCACAUCGCCUACCACAACUGCUGUCCUCCAACUACAAAGGACAGUUGGUGGAGCAGCUGCAGCAAUUGCUUGGGCAUACACUGAUGCGAGGGGACGUCGUUUUCAACACGCCAACGGACUCACCACCGUUUGUGACCUCCCUGGAAGUGAAUGUGAUGGAGGAGAAGAAAAUUGUCCUGAGCGUGGCCUGUCCAAACAAGAAGGCGGCUGAACAAAGCGCAGCUAGGGCCAUGGUCGAACAACUUCAGAGGGACUUUUCCAAGGAGCUGAAGACACAAAACAAGUCCUUGAUGUGUGGCCCCAUGGUCCCCGUGUUUUGCUGCAGAGUGUCAGUUUUACUGGGCGAUGCCACCAUUUGUGAGGCCAAAAGCGAUGCCCUUGCCUUCUCGUCCAAACAGGCUGCGAAGGAAAGUGCUGCUUUUCUUGCAUGCGACAAGCUCAGCACAGAGCUUGAAGGCUCCACUGGCCAGAUUCGGCUGGCAGAGCAGAUCAAGCAUUUCUGCCAAGAGCUUCGUCCUACUUCUUUGGCUUUAGUUGAGUCUCAUAUUGCGAUAGCGCAGCCGCAUGAAGUCCCACGACCUGUGGGAUUGGUGAUUUGA
This is a messenger RNA of Cladocopium goreaui, 1134 nucleotides long. Lineage: Eukaryota; Dinophyceae; Suessiales; Symbiodiniaceae. The record is from the annotation of a GenBank genome assembly.